Solenopsis invicta (red fire ant) is the source of this 1047-nucleotide messenger RNA. RefSeq names its product mediator of RNA polymerase II transcription subunit 6 (gene MED6). Bases 269 to 964 code for a protein of 231 amino acids. Lineage: Eukaryota; Metazoa; Arthropoda; Insecta; Hymenoptera; Formicidae. The record is from RefSeq and is a predicted model, not a curated record. Gene Ontology annotation, cellular component: core mediator complex; mediator complex. Gene Ontology annotation, biological process: regulation of transcription by RNA polymerase II. The transcript is spliced from 5 exons. Gene Ontology annotation, molecular function: transcription coactivator activity.
CGUGUGUGUGAGACAUGCACGUUGAACUACGUGAUAUUUCCGACGGUCGGUACAACAGGUACCUGCGGUAGAUAAAGUAGAAAAGUGUAUUAUCGAUGGCGAGGUUUGUAGAGCCGAUAAAAUGUCAAGGGGUGCGCGAGGAUCGAUGUAAACAGAACGUUCAAGAAAGAGGCAGAGUGAACGGGACUGGAAUGAGAUUGACAUGAGUGGUACGUCGUUGCAAGGCAGAUUGUGAUUAUUUCUACAUAGUUUUCACUGAGUAGUUGUCAUGAUGAUGUCCGGAAAAGCUCAGGUACAACAAGAAAGUCCUCUGGGUCUGUCCUGGCAUGACAGUGCCUGGAUUCCCGUCCUCAAUCCAAGUAACAUCAUGGAUUACUUCUCGGAAAGAAGCAAUCCGUUCUAUGACAGAACGUGCAACAAUGAGAUAGUUAAGAUGCAGCGUUUGAGCCCUGAUCAAUUAACCAAUAUGACUGGUUUGGAGUACAUUCUUUUGCACGUGCAAGAACCGAUCCUGUAUGUGAUUAGGAAACAACACAGGCAUUCACCGACUUUAGCCUCCCCAGUUGCUGAUUAUUAUAUUAUAGCUGGCGUCGUGUACCAAGCUCCAGAUUUAGGAUCCGUCGUGAGUUCGAGACUGUUGUCCACUGUUCACCACUUACAAUCUGCCUUCGAUGAGGCGAGAGAGUGUGCUCGAUACCAUCCGAGCAAAGGUUAUUCCUGGGAUUUCAAAAAUGGCAAGGCCAUGGCUGCAAAGAAAGAAUUGCCAGUGCGUGAAGAGCCUAGUUCCUUGUUUCAACGGCAGAGAGUAGAUAUGCUGCUCGCAGAGCUCACUCGCAAAUUUCCCUUACCGGUGCCAAAGCCAGUGCAUCAAGUAACAGAAGCUUCUGUAGAGAUCAAGCAGGAAGUGAAGACCGAGAAGAAAGAUGCAAAACCAGCACCAGAAAAAAAACCUAGACUUAAUUAAUAAUUAUAGAUGUAAAAACCCCUUGUGUCAAAUUUUUCUAAUAUAAUUUGUAAAAUAAUAAAGAAGAUAAGAGAAGGUAACAA